Messenger RNA from Rubroshorea leprosula, 1696 nucleotides. Lineage: Eukaryota; Viridiplantae; Streptophyta; Magnoliopsida; Malvales; Dipterocarpaceae. The record is from the annotation of a GenBank genome assembly.
UGAUCCAAAACAUUGCUCUUUACCAGUCACAUUUGAAGAAAGAUUUUGGGAUAAACUUGUUAUGGUUUCAGGUUUUUUGUGGAUCAGUAUUUAUAACAUCCUUCAUUUAAAUUAUCUGCACAGCUGAGGUGGAAUGAUUUUCUUCCCAUGCCUACCUCAUGGCAACGUCCUUGGUUGGUUGAGAUUCAUGGUUUUGUGGUUGAUAGUUGAUAGUUCAGACAUUUAGGUGGAAAUAUGUUUUAAAGCAUGGCAUGGAUUGCAAGUUAGAUGGAUUUGAUGUUUGAAUCUAGGAAAAUAUGGCUUGUUUCCUCAUUGAGGACUGUAGCAGUGAUAAAAUGUUGCAAGUACAGGUAGUACCUGUGGUUUCACCUGCUCGUUGCUUCAGUAUAUUGGUAAAAUGGUGUCUUUGAAGAGUAACAAGGACAAUUAUGAUGUGAAAAAUUAGUACUUUCUUUCCUUCUAUUCUGUCAUUUUCUUUCUAUGCUCCCAUGGUGAGGAGAUCUUUGAUGAUGGUAACUCUUCUUGCAAACUUAUUGAUUUGGUCAAUUGGCAGUUUUAUGGGCAACAAGAUUUCCUACUAAUAAUUAUUUGAUGUUGUACUUUUUUCCUUAUUUGCUUACCUGUAGACAACAUUCCCUUUUUCCAGGAUAUAGAAUUCGUGCAGGUUCUAGUUCUCCUGUACGACGUAGGGAUGCAGAUAACCGCCACAGUUCUGAUUUUGAUCGUGUUGGUGGUCCACGGAGCCGUGAAUUUGGUAAUGGGAGGGAUUCUGGAAGACAUAGAGACUCUUCACCUCAUCAUGGUCGAGGACCUGGUGGUAGGGCAGCUGGUAGAGGUUUUGAUGGCCCUGGAUUUCGUCCUGGGCCUUUCAAAGGUGAAGGCAUGGGUAGAAAUAAUCCCAAUGUGCAACCGAGGGAAGGUGACUGGAUCUGCUCAGAUCCUCUAUGUGGCAACCUUAACUUUGCAAGACGAGAGUACUGUAACAACUGUCAGAAGUCUCGCUAUCCACCAGUGAGAAGUCCUCAUAGGGGUUAUCCUGGUCCUCCACCUCCACAUGCUCCUCCUAGACGCUUCCCUGGUCCCCCUAUGGAUCUCUCACCUGGCAGGGCAAUAAAUGGCUUUAGGUCUCCUCCUCGUGGUUGGGCAAGGGAUGGUCCAAGAGGCUUUGGUGCUGGUGCUCCCCGACAUGAGGGCAGAUUUUCUGAUCAUGGUGUGCGCAGAGAUCACCUGGAUUAUCUAGAAGAUGACUAUAGGGUGAGGAACAAGUUUGACCGACCACUGCCCAUGGAUUGGGGACAUAGAGACCGUGGAAGGGGUAACUUCUUCAAUGAAAGAAAAGGAUACGAGAGGCGCCCACCAUCUCCACCUCCUCCUCCACCGAUUCCACCUCAACGUGGCAGAUGGGGACGAGAUGUGAGAGAGAGGAGCAGAUCACCAAUCAGGGUUGGCCUACCAAAAGACCAUCGUCGGGAAAUGUACAUGGGACGGGGACGAGGACGUGGACGAGAAGAUCGACGUGGUAUUGUUCGUGACCGAUUUGGAGAUGCAUUUUAGCAAUAGUGGACGUGUAAUAUUAAUUCAUUUAGAACUCCUUUUGCUUUUUUUUUUUUUUCUCUGGUGUAGAGUGAGGAAACUUGUAGACAGAUUAAGACAAAUCUUAUGUUUUGCUUCUGAUUUCCCGCAGCAUGGUAACUUU